Messenger RNA from Effrenium voratum, 794 nucleotides. The record is from the annotation of a GenBank genome assembly. NCBI's taxonomy places the organism in Eukaryota, Dinophyceae, Suessiales, Symbiodiniaceae.
GUGAUGGAGGAGUUCGACGCCAAGCUCCGCGCCGCCGCCGCCAAGGUCCAGCUCCACGGAACCUCGCCGCCGAAUGCGUCGAAGUCGGCGAACUCCACGCCCGAGAACGAGGAGCCGGAGCAGGAGUACGAGACUCCAAACCCGGAGCCUUACAUCGAGAGGAAGACCUUCGACAUCUCCCGGGCAGAGCUCGCAGAUUCGGAACUGAGCCUGCAGACCAUUGGCUCCAUCGCCCGGCGGGUGUCUGCCUCCCUGGGGGGAGACGCCAGGUCAGGAGCAUCCAGCAGCAAAGGAGAUGACAAAAUCCGGGCACCGCGGCAGAGCCGCGACCGGGAAGUCUUUGAGAGCCUGGAGCAGGAGAUGGAGCACCUCGCGGACAUGCGCCGCUAUGCAUCCCAAGUGCUCGGCGUUCGCGAAGGCAGCGCCAGGCCUGUGCAGAAUGAGGAGGACCGGCGCAGAAGUGCCCCAGCACCAUCUCCCACGUUUGGCGCUCGCGCGACUUCAGCCACUCCGGUCACGAAUGCGCCGGGCUCCGCGAGAAGCUCUGAGCGCUGGAAGCGCCGGCCCUCGACCCGGGAGGAGCCGCCGUGCCCAUGGGAGGAGCCAAACAGCGAGGAGCAUCACACCAAGGCCCAAGAGGCAUGGCACCAGGUGGACAGUGAAGGCCGCCUGAUCUUCUGAAGGAGUCACCCGCAGAGCCGCCAUCUGCUGAAAGCACUGGUGGCCCUGCGUGUGGGUCUCACAAGUCCAUAGGUCCAUAGGUCCAUAGCCCUGCAAAAAUGCUGGCAUCCGGC